AUGUUUCUACUGGUAACUAUAAUAAGUACUAAUGGUCAACUGAAAAAUAUUACUGAUGAUUCAGCAAGUAUUACAUCUGAAGUUCAUUUUUUUAUGACAGAUUCCAUACAUCCUUCAAACUCAGAUAUGAGUACCGAAUCAUCAAUGUUCAUAGAGAAUGUAGAUGACGUCACUAGUGCGAGUAAUAGCGUCAGCGAUACAACGAUUCUAAAUCAACGAACUAAUAAUUCGACAGCAGACACAGCUGUUUACAUAAUCAUUAGUGUAAAUGAAAAUUUCGUCAACAACUCAACGACAAGUUCUAGUACAAUAGCAACAACAGAAGCAACAACAACAAUAACAACAACAACAGCAGCAACAACAACAACAACAACAACAACAACAAUAAUAAUAACAACAGCAGCAACAACACCAACAACAACAACAACUACUACUACUACUACUACAACAUGUAAACAUAUGAUUUUUGUUUCUUAG
Molecule: messenger RNA, 477 nt
Organism: Rotaria sp. Silwood2
Lineage: Eukaryota; Metazoa; Rotifera; Eurotatoria; Philodinida; Philodinidae
Source: the annotation of a GenBank genome assembly